AUGUCGCUGUUUAAAGCUAGAGACUGGUGGUCCACCCUGCUUGGAGAAAAGGAAGAAUUUGACCAAGGCUGCCUGUGUGUUGCUGAUGUUGAUAAUAGUGGCAGUGGGCAAGAUAAAAUUAUUGUGGGCAGUUAUAUGGGAUACCUCAGAAUCUUUAGUCCACAUGCUGUAAAACCUGGAGAGGAAGUACAACCUGAAGACUUGCUCUUGGAAGUGCAGUUACAGGAACCAAUAUUGCAGUUGGAAGUGGGAAAAUUUGUUUCUGGUACCGAAGGACUUCAUCUGGCUGUGUUGCAUCCCCGGAAACUCUGUGUAUAUGCUGUUACAGGGACUUUGGGAAAUGUGGAACAUGGGAACCAGUAUCAGAUUAAACUGAUGUAUGAGCACAAUCUUCAGAGAACUGCUUGUAAUAUGACUUACGGUCCGUUUGGUGGUGUAAAAGGUCGAGAUAUGAUAUGCAUACAGUCCAUGGAUGGGAUGCUCAUGUUGUUUGAACAGGAAAGCUAUGCUUUUGGCCGUUUUUUACCAGGUUUUCUUCUACCUGGUCCCUUGACUUACUGCUCUCGGACAGAUUCUUUCAUUACAGUGUCAUCUUGUCAACAGGUUGAGAGUUACAAAUACCAAGUGCUGGCAUUUGCGACAGAUGCUGAUGAAAGGCAAGAAACAGAACAGCAAAAACUUAGUUCUGGAAAGAGACUUGUGGUGGAUUGGGUGUUAAACAUUGGAGAGCAAGCACUGGAUAUAUGUGUUGUCUCCUUUAAUCAGGCAGUGUCUUCUGUUUUUGUGCUUGGUGAGAGAAACUUCUUUUGCCUUAAGGAUAAUGGGCAAAUUCGGUUCAUGAAAAAGCUUGAUUACAGUCCAAGUUGCUUCAUUCCUUAUUGUUCAGUGAAAGAAGGAACAAUAAACACUCUGAUUGGAAACCAUAGUAAAAUGCUGAAUGUUUAUCAAGAUGUUACACUGAAAUGGGCCACUCAGCUUCCCCACAUUCCUGUAUCAGUAAAAGUAGCAAAUUUACAAGAUUUAAAGGGUGUUAUAGUCACUCUGAGUGACAGUGGGCAUCUUCAGUGUUCCUACCUUGGAACUGAUCCUUCACUUUUCCAGGCUCCUAGGGUUGAUUCUAGGGAAAUAAACUAUGAAGAAUUAGAUGCUGAAAUGAAAGAGCUUCAGAAAAUCAUCAAAGAGGCCACAGAAACAGAUAUUUUGCCCAAAUCUGAAAUACAAAGAGAUGUAAUUGUCACAGCAGAAGUUUCUCCUGAUUUGGAUGCAGAAUCUCAAGCCAUUGACAGUGAGGUAAAAGCAGAGGCAGUACCAUCAGUCACAGUAAAGAUUACAAUACAGAGCAGAGUGACUGCGCAGAAACCAAACCUGGCAGUAUGUGUACAAGCUCCAUUAGCAGUGACCUGUGACCAGUUCAUCUUUGGUGAUUUAGAACCAGAUUCAUCUGAAACUGUGGUCCUGUCUGUCUUUUUGAAGGGGAAUUGUUCUCCAUCAGAACUAGAAGGAAAUUGUCUGGUUUCAUAUAUCACACCAACAGAGCUCAAUCCUGAUGGAAUACCAAAAGUUGCACAGUGUAACUUCAGGCUGCCUUUGCGGUUAAUUUGCUUUCCAGCUCAGCCUUCAAAAGCAGCAAGCCACAAGCUAACUAUUGAUACCAAUAAACCUCCCGUCAGUUUUCUCACUAUUUUUCCAGACUUUGUUGAUCCAUCUGAGAAUGACCAGGUGAAUAGUCUGGGGUUUCAGUUUUUAACUGGUUCAAAAACCACUCUUCUUGCUUCAAAAACAUCGCAACGAUACAGAAUCCAGAGUGAUCAGUUAGAAGACCUUUGGCUGAUAACAAAAGAGCUCACGCUUCGACUUGAAGAACAUUUCAAGAAGCAAAAGUGCAAAGAUUUUGCAUGUACCUUUUCUGGUUCCAUUCCCCUGCAGGAAUAUUUUGAACUAAUUGAUCGACACUUUGAGUUACGUUUGAAUGCUGAAAAGUUUCAGGAGCUGUUGUCUGAAAGGGCUGUGCAGUUUCGAGCUAUUGAGCGGCGAUUGCUGACACGAUUCAAAGACAAAACUCCUGCUCCUCUUCAACAUCUGGACACCUUGUUAGAAGGAACAUUCAGAGAGGUAAUAGCUCUAGCAGAUGCAGCAGAAGAAAAUCAAGCCAACAUGUUCCAGGCAUUCACAAAGUUGAAAAGUGCCACCCAUCUGCUGAUUAUGCUGAUUAGUCUGUGGCAGAAGCUUAGCACUGAUCAAGUUGCUAUUCUGGAAGCAACGUUUUUGCCAUUAGCAGAAGAUACACAAGAGCUG
Molecule: messenger RNA, 2295 nt
Organism: Chaetura pelagica (chimney swift)
Lineage: Eukaryota; Metazoa; Chordata; Aves; Apodiformes; Apodidae
Gene: BBS9
Product: Bardet-Biedl syndrome 9
Exons: 19
Biological process (GO): cilium assembly
Cellular component (GO): BBSome; membrane
Source: RefSeq, a predicted model, not a curated record